AAUGGAACAAUAGAGAGGAGAGUGCCUUUUGCCAAAUCUUGUUGUACUUAUUACGAUCCAAAGAGGCUGAGCAACCUCACAGAUCAAUUUCUGUUGUUGAAGUUCCGUUUUGGGCAAAAUCCUAGAUAUUUCGAGGACUAUAUCGUAGAUGUGCGUGGUAUCCUAAAAUUUUCGGAAGAAGUAAAACGAAAUGGAAGUCAAUUACUUUUCUCCUUGAAAAACUACUCUGAGUCUAUGUGCAUUCACGUGCGCAUGGGUGAUUUCGUUAUAAGACGUAUCUCAACUGAUAUGAACAUCACUGUGGAAGCUGCCAAUAAGAUCGCCAAGAAAAUGGUAUGUUCAUCGCACUUUAUGAUUUUCGGAGACGAUAAAAAAUUCAUGACCAAUAUGUCACGAAAUAUUGUGAACUCCGGUGGAUGGAAAGAUGAUUUACUGGCUAUCUCAAAAUACAAGGACUACCUGGAUUUGUUUUUGGCAUCUCAAUUAUGUAGCUCAUUCCUGAUUACUGCGGCCACCUCAACUUUUGGCUGGUGGCUUGCUUUCUUUGUGCAAAACCAAAAUGCAGUCUACUACUUGAACGAUACCAGAAGACAUGCAGACAAAGUGCCC
Messenger RNA from Cylicocyclus nassatus, 609 nucleotides. The record is from the annotation of a GenBank genome assembly. Lineage: Eukaryota; Metazoa; Nematoda; Chromadorea; Rhabditida; Strongylidae.